CUGUACGUGCGCGAGCGUCUGUCUGGUCUCUUUGGUCUCCCUUCCACUGUCGGGAGUCACUGAGCGAGAGAUACCGGCAAGUGGCUCCACUCUGCUCCGCACCGGCUCGCGAACCACACUUGAAUGCUGUGGUCUUUCUGAACAUAUUUCUUCAUCAAAAACAUUGAAAAAAAAAAAAAAAAAAGAGAGCGAGCGAGCGAGAGAGAGACAGCGAGUGAGUGCACAGUCCGUGUCGCGUCCACUUUCUUGUGUUGGUCUGCGGGAGCUUUGACUUUAUGGUGACACAUGGAGGCCUUGGAUCACAAAUUCAACACCUUCUUGGAGUCAUGGUUGGGUCCCAGAGAUCAGCGGGUGCGGGGUUGGCUGCUGCUCGACAGCUACUCAACGACCUUUGCCCUCACCUUGGUGUACAUUGUGUUGGUGUGGACCGGGCCCAAGUACAUGAGACACAGGCAGGCGUACUCGUGCAAAGGCCUCCUCGUGUUGUACAACGUGGGCCUGACACUCCUCUCGCUCUCCAUGUUCUACCAGCUUGUUUCUCCUCUGCGGGACAGCAGCUACGACUUCUACUGCCAGGACUCACAAAAUGCACCGGAAAUGGAUAAUAAAGUCAUGAAUGCCCUGUGGUGGUACUACUUCUCCAAGCUCAUUGAGUUCAUGGACACUUUUUUCUUCAUCCUGCGAAAGAACAACCACCAGAUCACCUUCCUGCACGUCUACCACCACAUCAGCAUGUUCAACAUCUGGUGGUUUGUCAUGAACUGGCUUCCUUCCGGUCACUCGUACUUUGGACCUUGCCUCAACAGUUUCGUCCACGUGGUGAUGUACUCGUACUACGGCCUGUCAGCCAUCCCCGCCGUGCGGCCGUACCUCUGGUGGAAGAAGUACAUCACGCAGCUGCAGCUGAUCCAGUUUGUACUAACAGUGUUGCAGACACUGUGUGCCAUCAUCUGGCCGUGCGGUUUGCCCUUAGGAUGGCUGUACUUCCAAAUAACAUACAUGUUCACCCUCAUCGUCUUCUUCUCCAAUUUCUACAUUCAGACCUACAAGAAGCACACGAGGGAGCUCCAGAACGGCCGCGCCGUCCUGUCCACCAACGGUCACUCAAAAGCGACCACGGUACACAAAACAAAGACAAACUGAGUCUAUAUUGACGACUCCGACCUCGCUCUUAUGUCACUCAGAGUUUGCCGGUUUCUAGGGGGCGAGAAGAAAAGUCGAUUCAGACGAGAUCUGUAGCUUCCUUUGUUUUUGCUACUUGCGCCAUGAAGUGAAUUGAGUAAAAUGUUUCAUGUGUGUUCAAUUUAAACAAUAUUGACUAAGGAGGCUUUUCUAUGCAGAUGGUGCACAGAAGCGUGGUGUAAAUUUGAAGCACGCAAGCAUUUCAGAUUGCCCUUGAUGUGUAUGUAACAAGAGCGCACUUCUUGCGUCCUGCCUGUGCUGUUGCGUAAUCUCUAAAUACUGUAUGUCCUCUGUAGAGGGACCAGGACAGUGCAAGAUGCUUAUGGUCAAAUAUCUGCACAGUAGACACAUUGACGUGAAACAAACAAAUCUCUUAGUACUCCUUUUUAAUGUUACUCAGCAAAAAGGGGACUGGAGUUAUUUCAUUUAUUAAUAGUGCAAUCAGAGUCAGCAUUACAUUUUCAUUAUUUGAAGUAUUUCUAUUAAUGUGGUGCCUUGCCUUCAUGGACUUAUUUGGUUAACCACCACCGCCUCACUCAGCUGGUUCACUCUGUGCCUGACUUGACUAUAUUUUUGUUAUGACAUCACCAGCAAUAGAAAGUAAUUAGCUACAUAAGAAGUUGAUGUGUGGUGACAUAUUUAUUACAUUUCAUGCUCAAAGUGUGCAAAUUCACUCUGAUGUAUAGGCAGACUCUUGGUUGAUUUCACGCAGGAAGUUGAGAGUCAAAAAUGAUGCACUUACAACUGAUGCACUUCCUGUUUGUGUAGCGCACUGGCCCAUUAUAAAUUAUUUCCAUACAAUUUGCUCAGCCUGUUGCACAAUGAAUGCAUCAAACUUAAAAACUGUACACGGUUCUUUGAAUAAAAACCAGUUACUUCA
This is a messenger RNA of Syngnathoides biaculeatus (alligator pipefish), 2062 nucleotides long. RefSeq names its product ELOVL fatty acid elongase 5 (gene elovl5). NCBI's taxonomy places the organism in Eukaryota, Metazoa, Chordata, Actinopteri, Syngnathiformes, Syngnathidae. The record is from RefSeq and is a predicted model, not a curated record. Gene Ontology annotation, cellular component: endoplasmic reticulum membrane. Gene Ontology annotation, molecular function: fatty acid elongase activity. The transcript has 8 exons. Gene Ontology annotation, biological process: sphingolipid biosynthetic process; fatty acid elongation, saturated fatty acid; fatty acid elongation, monounsaturated fatty acid. Bases 286 to 1143 code for a protein of 285 amino acids.